Messenger RNA from Hemibagrus wyckioides, 807 nucleotides. RefSeq lists its product as uncharacterized. The coding region runs from base 154 to 645 and encodes 163 amino acids. The transcript is spliced from 7 exons. Gene Ontology annotation, cellular component: myosin II complex. The record is from RefSeq and is a predicted model, not a curated record. NCBI's taxonomy places the organism in Eukaryota, Metazoa, Chordata, Actinopteri, Siluriformes, Bagridae. Gene Ontology annotation, molecular function: calcium ion binding.
UGGGGAUCCCCUGUUCUUUCCUGUUUUAGAACUGUGUGCAAUAUUGUAGAUCUUUGGCCAUCUGCCAUAGUUGUGAGAGGGGGAGAAGGUAGGGUAUAUAAACACUAAAUUUCUUCCACCAUCUGUGUUUCUGCCUCUGCAAAUCAAACAACCAUGGCUAACACAGCUCAGUCAAACGCUGCACCAAUGCUGAAAGACUUCAGCGCUGAACAAAUUGAAGACAUUCGAGAGACCUUCUCAAUGUUCAUUAUGACAGCCAAGGGCGAAAUUUUACUCAGUCAGUGUGGCGAUGUGAUGAGGGCUUUGGGUCUGAAUCCAACCAACGCAGAAAUCUCUAAAGUGAUUGGGACGUCAGAUCCAGAGGCGCUUCAAUCCAAACCAGUCGACUUCGAGACGUUCUUGCCCAUGUUCCAGCAACUCUCAGGGUCUUCAAAACAAGGCAAAUACGAGGACUUUGUGGAGGCACUUCGCCCCCUAGACAAGGAAGGCAACGGCACGAUCAUGUGUGCCGAACUCCGACAAAUUCUCCUCACACUCGGUGAAAGAUUAACUGUGGGUGAAGUGGACGGUGUUUUUGCUGGACAGGAAGAAUCGAAUGGCUUCAUCAGCUAUGAAGCUUUUGUGAAGCACAUCAUGUCGGAAUGAAUGACAGAUUCAGCCCGAGGAAGACGUGAUCGGAUGUGAAGUGUUUCAUAGAUGUCUGCUGAUUCAAAAGUCCUGCAAUUUAAUCAUCGUUGCAUCAAAUAUCUUAAAGUUGGAUGGUUGUAGAAAAUGCUGUGAAUUUUAAUGACAUUAAAAUAUUUUUAA